CUUUCCCAUCUACAAAGAAACCAUGUUAAAGUAAAGUAAAUAAAAGGAGUGUGUGUGUGUGUGUGUGUGUGUGUAUGGAGACAACAAACACAAACACAAAACAACAUAAGCAAUCAAAGCACAAAACUGUCGUCCAGUAGCUACCAAGAGAUGAAGAUCCAAUGUGAUGUGUGUGAGAAAGCUGAGGCUACUAUGUUCUGUCCUUCAGAUGAAGCUGCUCUUUGCCAUGGAUGUGAUCAUACCAUCCACCGUGCCAACAAGCUCGCAACCAAACACACUCGUUUUUCUCUUGUUCACCUCAACUCCAAAGACUACCCUCUUUGUGAUAUCUGUCAAGAGAGGCGUGGAUAUCUAUUUUGCCAAGAAGAUAGAGCGAUUCUAUGCAGAGAAUGUGACCUUCCAAUCCAUGGAGCAAAUCAACAUACACAGAAACAUAACAGGUUUCUUCUCUCUGGUGUUAAGCUUUCAAGCAAUUCUUUAGACCCAGAUUCAUCAUCCACCAGUAUUGUCUCUGAAGCAAGAAACUACUCUAGUAGAUCAAAAGCAAACAUAAUACCAACAUCAGUUUCCAAUGAAAAUGCAAGUUCUUCUUGCAUGGUUGAAGACAACAUGGCUAGUGAUACUGGUUCUGUUUCAACAAGCAGCAUUUCUGAAUACUUGAUUGAAACAAUACCUGGUUACUGUUUUGAAGACCUUCUUGAUGCUUCUUUCCCACCUAAUGGUUUCUGUAAGAAGCAGAAGCAGAAUCAUUAUUCAGCAUUUCAGUACCAAGAUAUUCAUGUUAACAAGUUUUUUUUUUCCUCAAGUAACGUGUGUACCUCUAGCUCAGGCUGAAUCAGCUCAACUAAUUACUCCUACUCCUUCUAAUAUUAACUCAGUGGUUGGAGUUAAAAGAAAUUCCAAAAGUGAACACUUCAAAAUGGAGAGAUUAUGGAUGUACAGUUUCAGGAACUGGUGCUGCAUUCAUAAAAAAAUCUAGACACUUUCGAUGAUUAACUGUUUGUAAAAAUAUGUUGGAAAAUAUUCCUCUAUAUUU
Messenger RNA from Medicago truncatula (barrel medic), 1036 nucleotides. RefSeq names its product B-box zinc finger protein 20. The record is from RefSeq and is a predicted model, not a curated record. Gene Ontology annotation, molecular function: zinc ion binding. NCBI's taxonomy places the organism in Eukaryota, Viridiplantae, Streptophyta, Magnoliopsida, Fabales, Fabaceae. The transcript is spliced from 3 exons. Gene Ontology annotation, biological process: regulation of DNA-templated transcription; photomorphogenesis. Gene Ontology annotation, cellular component: nucleus. The coding region runs from base 151 to 834 and encodes 227 amino acids.